Rotaria sp. Silwood2 is the source of this 1620-nucleotide messenger RNA. The record is from the annotation of a GenBank genome assembly. Lineage: Eukaryota; Metazoa; Rotifera; Eurotatoria; Philodinida; Philodinidae.
AUGGCAAAUAAUAAAAUCAAACUUGUUGGUGCUAUUGACCAAGGAACAUCAUCGUCUAGAUUUCUCAUUUUUAAUGCAGAAAAUCUUGACUUGAUUACAUACUAUCAAGAAACAAUACAAAUAAUCACACCACAUCCUGGCUGGGUUGAACAAGAUGCCUAUGAAAUUCUCAAUAAAACAAUUUUGUGUAUAGAAAAAGCAAUUGAACAAUUACAGCAAUUAGGAUAUAAAAAAUCGGAUAUAAAAGUAAUUGGUGUAACAAAUCAACGUGAAACAACAAUUUUAUGGGAUAAAUAUACUGGCAAAGUAUUAUAUAAUGCUCUUGUAUGGCUAGAUGCACGUACAGAAGAAACAGUUGAUUUUCUUUUAAAACAAUAUAGUAAAGAUAAAAAUUGUCUUCAAAAACAAUGUGGUUUACCAAUAUCAACGUAUUUUUCUGCAUUGAAAAUCCGGUGGUUAAUAGAUAAUAAUGAAGAUGUUCGAAAUGCAAUAAAACAAAAACGAUGUCUCUUUGGAACAGUUGACAGAACAAUGUUGAUGAACAUUCGAAGUUUACAAUGGGAUGCCGAUCUUUGCCAAUUCUUUAGUAUUCCGGAACAUAUAUUACCAGAAAUUAAGCCAUCAGCAACAAUAUUCGGUUAUAUUAAUAAAGGCAUACUCAAAGGAAUACCUAUUGGCGCCGUUCUUGGUGAUCAACAAGCAGCUCUAGUUGGUCAACAAUGUUGGACAAAGGGAGAAGCAAAGAGCACGUCUAUAUGGUAUAAGAUAAUAAUAAAACACAUUGUAAUUCAAUAUCUAUUUGUAGGAACUGGUUGUUUUAUAUUAUAUAAUACCGGUGAAGAUUUAUCUUAUUCAAGAAAUGGCCUUUUAACAACUGUAGCAUAUAAAUGGAAUGAUGAUAAUGCUGUUUAUGCUCUUGAAGGUUCAAUUGCUAUUGCUGGUGAAUGUAUAAAAUGGUUACGUGACAAUCUUGAAUUAAUUCCAGAUUCAAAAAGCAGUGAAACAAUUGCAGCUUCUGUUGAAGAUACUAGUGGUGUUUAUUUUGUUCCAGCAUUUUCUGGUCUAUUUGCUCCUUAUUGGCGUUCAGAUGCUCGAGGUCUUAUUAUGGGUAUUACUCAAUAUACAACAAAAGCACAUAUUGUUCGUGCUGCUCUUGAAGGUAUUGGUUAUCAAACACGUGAAAUUGUUGAUGCUAUGUAUGAUGAUAGUGGUGUACGUCUUUCAAAACUAAAAGUUGAUGGUGGUAUGGCAAAUAAUAAAUUAUUUCUUCAAAUGCUUGCAAAUAUUGUUGGUAUUAAUGUAACUAUACCUAAUCUAUUUGAAACAACAGCAUUAGGUGUUGCACUUGCUGCUGGCAAAGCAAAAGGUAUUGAUUUAUUUAAAUUAGAACAAGAUAGUGAAAUCGAAACAAAAGCUUAUACAUAUAGCCCACAAAUACAAGGCAAAAAACGUGAAGAAAAUUUUCUUGCUUGGAAAAAAGCUGUUAUGAAAAGUUUUGAAUGUACAACGAUAUCAGAAAAUACCGAACAUAAAUAUCAUCUAUCAUCAACAACUAUUCGAUGGAUAACUUUAACUAGCUUUUGUGGUAUUCUAUUAUAUAUGAUCAUUCAUCAUCAUUAA